CGCCCAAAGGUAGCUCAGAAAUGAAGUCAUGGGCGUUGAUUGGGCAGGCCGAAUGUUUCGGCUAUGCUACUGGCUAGCUAGCUAGCUAGUUAGUUUACAAGGGGAAGCAGCCUUCGUGGAUUUGCAUUUUAUUUGCACUUCAAUGGAGGUCCGGCCCGAUGGAUGGGUAUCUGAGGGAUGUUUGAAGCAUGUAGACGAGAGUCGCCCCGGUCCACCGAACGCAUGGGUAGAAAAUGAUCAACAGCACCAGUACGAGGAAGCGCAGACGGAGAAAACGGGUAAUGGAAAAAUAAAUGGAACCCCAGUGGAGAGAGAGGGCACCCCUUCUACCCCUGUUCCUGUGGAUGCCCUUCAUUACUCGAGCAGCAGACAACCUGAAACUUCUAACUUGAAACCAAAACCUUCUGGGAAGUGCCUCGCCUCUCACACAAAAGGCAGUAGCAAUAGCCAUUUUAAGAACAUUAUGAACUGCAAAAAUGACACGCCUUCAGAGUUGAAAACACAUUAUGGCAAGAGCGAGUCCAUUGCUUUACCAAAUGGCGUUGUGCUCCUCAACCCUGGCCUGUACGUUAACGGCUGCCCCAGCAAGCCUGGACCAGACAGUGGUGGCAGUGGUUCUGAGAGUGGAUACAUCACUCCCAAGAAACGCUGGGCUCAGCGGAGUGCAAUGGCUGAGGAGAGUGUGACUGCUGGGCAGGAGAAGGCUGUGCUGCAGGCAGCUAUGGUCCCUAACAAACAUGAGACGGAGCCUCUCACUCCAGAGGCUGCCGAUACAGCAGCAGGCUCUCAGUCUCCCACCUCCAUCACAGGUGUCCCACCUGUGGCACAAGCCCCUGUGGUUCAGGUUGGUGAACUACAGUGUAAGAACUCUGACGGCAAGGCUGCUGCAGGCUCUGUUAAAAAGCUGGAAGACCGACUGAGCAAAGCCAAGCUUACCUCCACAAAAGAGGACUCAUGGACCCUCUUUAAACCACCCCCUGUCUUUCCUGUGGACAAUAGUAGUGCCAAGACAGUGCCCAAGGUCAGUUAUGCAAGUAAAGUGAAAGAGAAUCUAAACAAAGCUGCAGGUGACACCUCACCUACCCAGUCCCAGGUGCCCAUGUCUGCUGUCAAAACCAUCACCUCCCCUAGCUUCACCAAUUAUCCCCUAUCUGGAGAGGGGAAUAGCUGCCCCCUCCCUGUGCCUCUUUUUACCACUACUGUUUGCAUUACCCCAAUGCCUGUCUCCCCUCCCCGCAAGUGGGAGAACGAAGCAUCCGUGUCCAGCAACGGCACAGAUAUGUCAGGCGCCCCCUCCAUGACUACCAGAGAACUGAGAAAGCUCAGUCUCCUUGUUUACCCCCUGGCCACUUCAAAUAUGCAACCCGCCCUCCCCAGCGCCCGCCAAGUAGACUCACCUACUGCUAAGACAAAUCCCAAAGCUCUGGUGGACAUUUUCCAGAACCAGUGGGGGCUGUCGUUCAUCAACGAGCCCAGUGCAGGGCCUGGGGUGGGGCCGGCAGUAGUGGGGCAGCCAGCCCGGAAAGGCCAGAUCGUGGAGAUCACCUUUCAGGGAGGCAGCCCUGCAGCUUUGCCUCUGCAAGUCUCUGCCACCUCCACUCUGAGACCUGACAAGCCCCUCUUCCCUAAGGCUUACGAGCAGGACAAACAAACUAUCUCCCAAGCCCCUAGCAGUGUUGGGAAAUCAGGCCCUCACUUGUCUCCUGGCCCUGAUGCUGGGCUGGGAGGCCAAGCCCCUGGCCCAGACACUCUGAGGGGCGAGGCUGGGAGUAGAGGUGCCAUAGUGUCCUCCUUUUCUAAGGACCCUGGUGCUGAGCUGCCUCUUGCCUCUCCUGCUUCUCCUGCUCAUCCUGUGUCUGCUCUGGCCAAGGAGCCCAGCCACCCCAAGGGUUGCGACCCAGGAUCUUGCUGGGGGGCGUUCGAUCUAAAAGCUGCUGUUAUUUAUCACACUAAAGAGAUUGAAUAUAUUCAGAAUUUACAAAAACAAGAUUCAAAAGGAGUAGUGUUCUAUGACCAGUCCAAGGAUGGGCCUGUUCAGUCAAGUCAUGACUAAGCGCUAUGCCCUCUCCUGGCUGCUGCCUCAUGAAACGGUUCCCUAAAGGACACUUAGAACGGCUCCCUCUCCUUUCUGAGACUAAUGUGCAGGACUCCUUUGAUGUGAGCAGCUUGUGCCGUAGAGGGGACACAGUACAGCAGCACCACAGAGACCACACUCAGCCUUUUACAGGGAUGUUGACAUUUGGGAGAUUACAGGAUGGUUGAACAGUGCGGAACACAACUUUGUGACAGGAAACGUGUCAGCAAGAGUGACUCCUACAUUUCUCCCUCAAUUCCAAUGUUCAGAGACAGGCUUGUUGAAGACAUCAAGUGAUGUGGGAUGCUCAGUCAUUCAAUCACCACCUCGGCAUUUCCGCCCCAUCUUUGGAAUCACAGGAUACUGGAGAGAGAUGGCCUGAGAUGGCCUGUCUCUCAGCCUGUCAUGGAAGAUGAAACAUUUUGAUUUCUUUAGGAAUUCAAAAUGUUCACAUUUGAACUGUAAGGUAUCACAGAUGCAUAAUUUUUAAUUCAGACCGAAACAAAUGGGAAAGGCUUGAAUGUUUUAGAAUGGUUGCCUUCUAGAUGUGUAAACAGUGUGUUGCAAGAUGAAAACAAGCUGGGUUUUCUGCUCGUAUUCUAGGUUAGAUGCAAGCAAAUAUCAUGGGGGAGGCUUUUGUAAGCCCCUGCAAAACAGUCUUUGGAGGGAUUAUGGAGUAGUUGGUUCACAUGUUAUUUUUCCCUGUUAACUGAAUUACACUAAUUAGAAAUCCCAGGUCAUUGGGUGGACAGAUGGAAGGUUCAAAUCAUGAGAAUAUGCAUCCCUCUCCCAUCGAGGCCUAGGUCUGUUUUCAAUUUCAAAGUACUGCCUCAAAGUUCUGUUUCAAUUCUUUGGGCUCUGUUAAUUCCUGACAGUUUUUUUGGGAUGUUUUUCUCAGGGUGUGGUGGUGGUUACCAACACUGCGCACAUUAUGUUAAUCAUCCAGGCUAUGCUUAACAUGCUACAUCUACAUUUGAGUCAUUUAGCAGACGCUCUUAUCCAGAGCGACUUACAGUUAGAGAGUGCAUCCAUUUUCAUACUACUACCAUCUCAAUGCUCCAAUGAAUGCCCCAUAUUUUCCUACAUUAAAAAAAAAGAUUUAGUUUUUGAAGUUCUGGGCAGUGUUUUUCUCAUUGAGUUUUGCACAGGUUCAGCACUUAGGCAGUGGCCACUGUUUUGUGCUGUAGGAAUGCGUUAGAGACUCAUGCAGGGUAGUAUUUUAAACAGAAAUAUGCAAAUGUUCAUGUGUUACAAAUCUCCUAUUGACAUCAAUGCAGGAUUUAGUGUAAAUUUAGGACCAAUGUCUCAAGUCUGUGUUUCACCUCCAGAGGAGAAUUGUUUGUAGUUUUUUAUGUUAAAUUCAUAGGGACAGGAUUUCUUGGCCUCUGAUCAGGUUAGAAUGCUCCUUUCUGAGACUGUUAGGUAAGGAUUUGUCUUUCGUGAGUCCCCAUACGUGAAUUUAAUCAGCCUACAUUAUGAUAACUGAUCAGCACUUUAAAUGUAGACUAUCUAUAUAAUUCAAGUCAAAUUUAGUAAUUCAUUAAAUGAAAUGUCUAUUUAUCCCAGCUAACUCUUUGGCUCCUAACAAUUACAGCACCUUUUUAAGUAGGACAGUCUGUUUAUGAUCGAAUAUAGUUAUUGGCAGAAAGUUGUUUGGCCAUAUUAAUGAUCAACAUUGCCAAACUAAGCCAGGAGACAUCUUUGAACAUUCUGUUUGUCUAUGCUAGGGUAUUAAUGUUGUUUAGCUUUUAUUUACUUACUCUUAACCAAAUGUCAAAUGAAUUUCACCUCCUCUGGGGAUUGUCAGGCUGUGAUCAGUUUUUGCAAAUUAUAACUAACUUUUUUGGGGGUUGGUUUCUCAGACUUUUUAGGUAGUCAGUGUUUUAAUUGUCAGGGUUAAUGUGAAAAUAUUAAAGUCUGUAUUUGACUGAUAAUGGCUAAUUUAUGGCAUCUUAAUUCCUUUAGUUUGUGUCCCUCUAAAUUGCAAUUAAAAUAUUGGAAAACAAUCUAAUAGCUCUGACAUUUGCAUUUGAUACUAAAAUGAUACUACAGUGUAUUUAGAAGGCAUCAGUGACCGGUGUAGUAGAAUGUGCUGGAAAACCCUGUUCAAGGACUGCUGUCUUCUGUUGUGACAGGCAAAUAGCCUGUGUGUGUGUGUACGCAUGCAUGAUGUGUAUCUUCACAAACAUGGUCAAGGGUCAACCCUCCCCUCCACAAGUUGUGCCAUGUCUCGACUGUUCAUGCUGUAAUGUAUUAAGUUACGUUAAGUGUUGCUCACUUUUCUUUUCCUGCUGUAGUUAUGGUAAGGAUUUUAACAAAAGUUGUCACAGUUUAUAAAUCUAUUAAAAAUUACAGAUGAUAAUUA
Messenger RNA from Coregonus clupeaformis (lake whitefish), 4439 nucleotides. Its product is annotated as nuclear fragile X mental retardation-interacting protein 2-like. The transcript has 4 exons. Gene Ontology annotation, cellular component: nucleoplasm; cytoplasmic stress granule. NCBI's taxonomy places the organism in Eukaryota, Metazoa, Chordata, Actinopteri, Salmoniformes, Salmonidae. The coding region runs from base 143 to 2053 and encodes 636 amino acids. Gene Ontology annotation, molecular function: RNA binding. The record is from RefSeq and is a predicted model, not a curated record.